AUGGACGCCAUUGAGAGCAGGAAAGUGACGAAUUUGAGGGUGAAUAGUUUCAGCAUUGAGAACCUGCUGAAGCCCCAGGUCGUGUCCAGUCGAUCUCCAUGCAAUCUGCACAGCAGUGAGUUGAUCAACUAUUGCAGUGGCAACACAGACGAGAUCCUGGACAAUACCAGUGAGGCAGCCUCCGAAGACGGUGGCUGUACUAAUGGAAGUGAUGAUCGCAAGAAGAGGCCCCGGACGGCGUUCUCGGCGUCCCAGAUCAAGGCGCUGGAGGCGGAAUUCGAGCGCGGAAAGUAUCUUUCGGUGGCUAAGAGGACAGCUCUGGCCAAGCAGCUUCAUCUGACCGAAACUCAGAUCAAGAUCUGGUUCCAGAAUCGCCGGACAAAGUGGAAGAGGAAGUAUACGGCCGAUGUGGAGUCCCUGGCGUCUCACUACUACGCGCAGUUGGGAAUCGGAGGCCUGGCGCGGCCCAUGGUCGUGGGCGAUCGCUUGUGGCUCUUCAGCCAGACUUCUGGCGGCCCAGCGCCUGUGCAGUCCGUCCUGCUGCCCAACGCCCCGCCGCUGAUCUCGCCGCCGGGCAUCCCGCGUCCGCUGGCGCCGACGGCACGCACCGCAAGACCGCCCUCGCGAGGAGCCUUCAUCUCGCGUUCCUCGUCGCCUUACCCACCCAAAAUCCCAGCCUCGCACUUGCAUCCAGCUUACGACCAGUACUUGUCGCCUCAUCCGCCCGCCGGGAAAUUCUUCAGCCCGGGAUCGCACUUAGACUACAGCUCAAGACCCUAUCAUCCGCACGAGCGCUUCAACCACAUCCUCGUGGCGCCUUCGGCUGAGUUUCCUGGCUCGUCCUCGUCGGGAAUCGCCGAUCUCGAGAGGGUAUUUGGCAGCCACAGCGAUCUGAUUGGCGACAAAGUGGCGCAAAUCACUCCGGACGCUGUCGCGAAAGACGCCAGAAUCACAGACGAAAGCGAUCAGAGCGACAUUGAUUGUGAGCAGAUCGACGAUCAGCAGGAAUCGUGAAAGGCAAGGUGUUCAGC
Phlebotomus argentipes is the source of this 1031-nucleotide messenger RNA. RefSeq names its product ventral anterior homeobox 2b (gene lms). Gene Ontology annotation, biological process: regulation of DNA-templated transcription. The record is from RefSeq and is a predicted model, not a curated record. Gene Ontology annotation, molecular function: DNA binding; DNA-binding transcription factor activity, RNA polymerase II-specific. Bases 1 to 1014 code for a protein of 337 amino acids. Lineage: Eukaryota; Metazoa; Arthropoda; Insecta; Diptera; Psychodidae. The transcript has 3 exons.